Molecule: messenger RNA, 408 nt
Organism: Penicillium mononematosum
Lineage: Eukaryota; Fungi; Ascomycota; Eurotiomycetes; Eurotiales; Aspergillaceae
Exons: 1
Coding region: 1-408 (135 amino acids)
Source: RefSeq, a predicted model, not a curated record
AUGGCAAGAGAAGGGGCGGUCGCGGUCGAAAUAAAUAGGCAACAACAGUCUAGGGUGAGCCUGAUUAUUGUGAAUGCGAUCGGUGAGCGACUUUAUGGGAUGCUUGGCGAUGAAAAGCGUGAUGUUUGGGGACGUGGUCGGAGCUUCCGAUGCGAAUGGGGGAGCGGGUACUUUCAGAGACAAGGGAGUCAAAGAAAGCGAGUAAAGAGGCGAGUUCCCAGGGUAAGGCAAGGUGGGAGGGGAACUCAAAAGUUGAAGGCGCGUUGGGAUGGCGCGUUCAAAAAGUGGAUGGAUGAAAAUGGAGAUGGGGAGGGAACGGAGUUGCGCGACAGGCUCGGGGAAAUCUGGGUGCUCAGAGCAAAGGACGGACAACAGCCUGGCAAGGAGUUUUUCGCAAAGGCACGUUAG